CCCGGGGAAUCGAUUCUAAUUCCAAAACUAAUUUUUUGCCGGGAGUUAAGAGUGGAGGUAGCGGUUAUCACAACAAUUUUAACUUUAAAUAAAACGCGUCAAGAUGUAAACAUCUACACGCGCAGACGAGAGUUAGUCCGUAUCAGCGCGGCCUUUAAGCGCGACGCAACUCCAGUGACGUGUACGAAGUAGGGUCGUGGUGAGACCCGGAAGACUGCCCGCCCCCCCCAUAAGGUACAGUUCGCUAAAGUUAGAUCUUUAAGACGCCUUUAAAAUUAUACAAAAUGUACUUACGAGCGUGUGCUACAAGCUGGUUGGGUGGGCGAGGGGGGUCUGACUUAAGAGAUCACUGUGUCGAGGUUUAAACGCGGCGAAAAAUAAAACCGACUUUUGUUUUUCGAAACAGCCACUUCGUGAUUUCUAGAUUUGAAGCUUUCGUGACUGCAAUGAUUCAUAUUCUUAGGUUUUUUCGGUAAAGUCACGUAGGUAAAACAUCAAAAUUAAUUAAAAUAAAGAUCACGACGUUUCGGAGGCAACACAAGUCUCCGUCAUCAGGUGGGACCGUCACAGCCACUUGGUGAUUUGUCACCGUGGAGAGGCAGGAAUCUAUCCAGCGGUGGAGAGGUCAAGUCGGAAGUUCGUGGGCGGCUGACUGACCGUUGCCUCCGUCACUCCCAAGCGUUGUUGGAAUCGGCUUUCUUCACCCCAUUGCACAAAUUCCUUUCCGAUUCUCACACCGUUGGUGUCGCCGUCUCUACAACAUCAGUUUCGUUAUCGCACGUGCACUUACGGGGGGAGCCCUGGCCGAAUAUUUACACGAUGAGGGCAUGCACGCAGUGAUCGAGUAAACCCACCAGACAGCGUGGAUCUUAAGGAUAAUUACUUUCAAAGAGGGGUCUUGGCGACGGUGACUCGACGGGGCGAUGGAGACGGACGCAACCCCCAAAAUCUUGUCUUACCUCAAAAGUGUGAGCGACGAAUAUCUCGGGCAAAUGCGAGCACAUUUGCGAGGAAUGGAACAUCCAGUGGGCCAGUGGCGCUUCCUGAUCGAUGCACUUGAUCACGUGCAGAACCAGGGUCUUCACUCUUUCCCAGCUCCCCACUUCGAAGGGGACUGCACACUCAUCAUGAGGUACCUGCAGGACUUUGGGCGAAACCCCAGCGCCCCUCUCGAGGGCAGCUCCUCCCAAGAGAGCAUCGGGCCGCUGAGGUCCGGCCUGGCCGCGCUCCAAUACAGUGACCCAAGGAGGGGGCCGUCGAUUGCGACUGACGUGCGUGCGAGCAGCGACCGCGAGGCGGACCCAGUGAUGCAAGACUGCUUCCGCUGCUGGCAGCGAUUGCAGCGGCGGCAGCAGGCCCCAGGCGCUGAAGACGAUGCCCGCAAGCUGCCUUCCAAAUUCGCUCGACAUAAAGUUCAGCACCGAGAGCCUGCCCACUGUGGCACUGGGUUGCAAUCAGCACAAGCAGCAGCAGCACCGGCAUCCACAGCAGGAACAGCAUCCGCAGGAGCAACAGCAGCAACGGCAUCCACAGCAGCAGCAACAGCCACAGCAGCCUGUUCAGCAGAAUACUCCGGUGUGUAACGUCUUACCACAGCUCUCUCAGCAUCCUGCAGCCGUAAUGUCGCACGCCUCUCAUCCAUCGAAUGGGAUGCGACGUUCUAACAUUGACCCUGGGCAGUAUAGGGGUGUCCAACCCUCACUGCAGGGCGACAGUUCCUUGUCGCCAGAUGCGGUGCCUGACGAGCCCAUCAUUUGCAACUAUGCGCGUCAAUCUUCGUGCUAUGGUCAGGCUGCUGUCACCAUCCAUCGGCUCCGCCCGAUCCUAUGGUGGAAACCCCCCGCUGGGCAGUUACGACAGCAUGAGGUCAAACCGUUACCAGGGCGCGCCAGACAGACGCCACGCUUCGGACGGGCACAGCAUUCAGCACGAGACGCUGGGCUCCUUCUCGCCCACAGGUCCCGUCUUCGAUUCUGGCCAAGAUGGCUCCUCGCUCGUCUCGCAGAUGGGCAACCUCAACUUGAGUCCCACGAUCGUGCUGCAGCCUUUGCGGGGCAAGGCGUCGUCACCCGGCGCGACGCCAUCGCCACCGCCAACGCCAGCGACGCCAGUUUCGGGGGGUUUGUCCGGCAGUUUGGUGAAUUCCCCUGUGAGCCUGCAGGGAGGAGGACCAACAAACGACGGGCACGGGGAGGAUGAGGUGGAGGUGGACGAGGAGGAGGAGGAGGAGUUCUACACAUUUGUGAUCCUGCACGACGCUGAAGACAACGAUAUCGCGGAGCAGGUGAAGGUUGAGCUGGAAAAUCUCGACAUCAAGCCUGGCGCCACCUUUGAGGACCUCCAGGUGGGCGGCGAGCAUCAAAUCGGGAGCGUGGAAAAGGCCGUUGACAACUCGGCCUACACCUUGCUGCUGAUGACCUCCAAUUUCGUCCACACCUGGAUGCAGUUCACCACGCACGCCACGCUCAUGAACUCCAUCAACAAGACGCACAAGUACAACACGGUCAUCCCGCUGCUGCCGCGCACGCAACGCCUUCUGAAGAACCAGAUACCCUUCGCUCUGCAGGCCAUCAACCCCCUGGACAUGGCACUUAAAACCUUCGCGAAGAAGGCGUGCCUCACCUUGAACAGCAAGAAGGUUAGCAAGCAGAAGAGGGUGUGGGAGGCGGAGAAGCAGCGCCUGAGGAUGGAGUUGAGGGCUCGCGUCGUCAAAGAGCGGCAGCGGCAGCAGCAGCAGCAGCAGCAGCGGCAGCAGCAGCAGCGGCAGCAGCAGCAGCAGCGGGAUUUGGAGGCCGCUCUGCUCGCGAUGCCUCCGGUAGCCGCUCACCAACCGGAAGACGGUGGCCCAGAGGCUCAUGGGUUCGGCGGGAUGGAAGCGCAGGAGGGCGGUCGGUCGCCACCACCGGGCGGAUUGAACCACGGGUGUGCUGCCGAGGGCGGCGGCGGCGGCGCUGGCGGCGGCGGCGCUGGCGGCAGCUGUAUCGGCAACAUGAACUUGGAGGGACACACCGUGCAGGUCAACUUUCCACCCGUGGGCUCUCCGUCCCAAAACGCGAGUGUCGGAGGAGCACAGAACAUCAACAUCAUCAACAUCACCGGCGUGCAGAACGUUCAAGUGGGCAGCAACAACGUCAUCCAGCGAGGCCUCACCUCCCCCGCGUGUGAUGGCGACGAGUUCUUUGGGAGCGAGGAUAGCAUCGACGAGGUUGGCAUCGACGAGGUUGGCAUCGACGAGGUUAACGAUUGCCAGGACAAUUCAAAACCGGGUGUUGAAGUUCGUACGAUACAACCGGAAUCCUCCCAAUUAUUCAAGUAAUCGAUUACCGCCGGUCGGGUGAUCGAUUACUCGGUUGCUUGGAUAUCACGGAAAUAUUUCCGCACGAAACGUCUCUGCUUCUGCUGCCGCCCAUGUCAGGCUGGACGGGAGGUGACUGGGAGGGGCGUGGCGGCGACCAUUUUAUAGAGGCCACAAACGAGUGGUCGAUAACGAAUUAUAAUCGAAUAAUCGGGUUGAUCAACUCGUUGUCCCAUUUCUACUGUCGACAUCGUGGAGGACUUUAACCCUUCCAGGGUCCGCUGCACCAGCACACGACCAGGACCUGGGUUUGAGUCCUGGGUUAGUGUUCAAGUGAAACGACUGCUCUCACGUGAGUGCAGUGUAGUGCUCUCCUCCGUCGACGAACCUAAGCCAUGAACGGAAACUCCACAUUAAUUUCGCAGGGAUCGCACCUUCCGUAGGACGGCCCACUGUUGACUUCACCGCACCUCCGAUUAGCGCAGUUGGCUACAUACGGUGCGAAAGAAAUUCAACACUCACACAUUAAUCUUCCUCUGAAGGGAUGGAGUUGACCUCUCGACUGGCAUUGUUUUUGAUUAAGAAACGUCCAAACAAUAACUGUUUGGACGUUCCUGGUCAGACUGUUAAGCCAUUACACCGUGCUCCCAGCUGUUGUGCUGGUACCCUGCAUGACGGCACGAAUGUAAAGAGUCGGUGCCUGACGAGAAGCCAUGCAUCGGGUCGUUUCCAUGCCGCGAGUGGGGCAUUCAUGAGCGGGUGAGCGAACUUUUAUUCCGCGUGACGUCGGGGAAAAUUCCCGCGACCCAUUCGUCCAGGGACUGGUUGUCUCGACCAUGGUCCCCUGCGUAUAAGGUGAAUUACUUUGUGAAUAAUGAAGGUGGAACUAUGGGUGCAUUUAAAACACAAUUUGAAAGUUUUUGAAUCUUUCAUAAACCGACGCACUUUUCUGGGCGGGGCGGUUCACAGGGGUGCACAUUCCUUAAAUCCUUGGAUCUUCAGUGCCCAGUUUACACCGCUGGGUGGACAACACAGCCGCAUCUCUGGGCGCUGUGGUGGCGAGAUGUUAACUACCUCGCUUGGUAUACAGGAGGUCGUGGGUUCGAUCCCGACCCUGACGCCUGCUGUAUAUUUGGAGUUUGCGUUUUCUCCCCGUGGUCGCUUGGAUUUUUCUCCAGGUCCACCGAUGUAUCCCUCCACAUUUAUAAAAAAUGCAUUUAGAGUAUUUGGCAGCUAUAAAUUUCCACAUGAUAAGCCACUUAGUUGAGCUAUCAUUUGUGGCCAGUUCGCUUCUGAAAAAGAGCUAUAUAGCUCAGUGGGCCUUUACCUGGUAAAAUGUAAAAUAGUUUAGUUUUAAGAUAGUUUAACACGUAGGCUUUCGCGACCAAUAUUAUUCAUAAUCAA
Lethenteron reissneri (Far Eastern brook lamprey) is the source of this 4699-nucleotide messenger RNA. RefSeq lists its product as uncharacterized. Gene Ontology annotation, molecular function: signaling adaptor activity. The record is from RefSeq and is a predicted model, not a curated record. Gene Ontology annotation, biological process: TRIF-dependent toll-like receptor signaling pathway; positive regulation of canonical NF-kappaB signal transduction; positive regulation of type I interferon production. Gene Ontology annotation, cellular component: endosome. NCBI's taxonomy places the organism in Eukaryota, Metazoa, Chordata, Hyperoartia, Petromyzontiformes, Petromyzontidae.